Messenger RNA from Tilletiopsis washingtonensis, 1074 nucleotides. RefSeq lists its product as hypothetical. The record is from RefSeq and is a predicted model, not a curated record. The transcript has 3 exons. NCBI's taxonomy places the organism in Eukaryota, Fungi, Basidiomycota, Exobasidiomycetes, Entylomatales. Bases 1 to 1074 code for a protein of 357 amino acids.
AUGCCAGCGCUGCGCACCCCUUCCUCGUCGGCGUCGCCCGCCAAGCGCGCCGCGCCCGGCGCACACGUCUCGUCGCAGAGCGCGCGCUCGUCGUCGUCGCCCGGCUCGCCAGCUCCGCCCCAGCGCGGCAAGCCGGCGCGCCCAGAGCCGGGACGUGCCUCGCCGCGCCUCGCCAACGUGGCUGAGGACGAGGGCGAGGAUGGAGCUUGGGCAACUGUAGAGCGGCUCCUGCUGGACCGCACGCUGCACCUACAUGCGCACUCGCACCUGCACUUUCCAUCCGACGUGCCGUCCGAGACGCCGUCCUCGUCAGCCGCGCCCGAACAGCUGCGAGCAAUGCGGCUAGCCUGCCGCGAGUUCAUGACGCCCCGGCUUGCGGCGCUGUCCAACACGCUGCCUGGCGUGUCAGCACCACCGCCGCAGGUGCGAGUGGCGACGCUGCCGUCGCUCGGACCCGAGGCGUGGGUCAUCGAGGUGGUCAUGCGCGCUCCGAACCCGACAAAUGCACGCGCAUCAGCUGCGACCGCACCGGCGUCGGCGGCUGUGCUCAUGCUUCCUACUGUGCUGCUGGCGCGCGCCGCGCGCACAUCGAGCACGUCGCCGACGGCGCCUGCUCUGCUGCCGUUGCUGCUCGCCUUUACAGCACAGCAUCUCGACACGCACCUGUCGCCGCAGGGCGCGGCGCGCUCGUGCAAGGGCAAGCGGCUCGAGGUGCUGCUGGAGGAUCUGUGGAAGCAUGCGAUGGGCGCCGGCGAGGGCAGCAUCGAGUGUGCAUGGGACAUGGGCACCAAGGGUCUGGACAACAUGAGCCUGCAGAUGGGCUGGGCGGACGCGGCGGAAAGCUGUGGCGGCGCCGGCAAGGCGCCAAUUCAUCCGCUCCUCACCGCCUACCUGGCCGAGCACUCCUCGCUGUAUCCCUCGCCCUCGGCGCUGGUGCGCAUCGGCGUCGCAGGCGUGCACGUGGGCGUGAAUGCGUCGGGCGUGCGCAUCAAGGUGUCGUCGGGCAAGGGCGACGCCAAGGGCAGGGCACGGAGAGUGCUGAAGUGGAUCAACGAGGAGGCUGCUGCGGCAUGA